UUCAAAUGUAAGUUCUUAUUUGUUAAGAUUAUAUCUACAGGAUUUUCCAAAUCUAGAUCUAGAGUCUAUAUCUAGAUCUAUAGAUAGGAUAAGUAAAAACACCUCAAAAUUAUCUGAUGUACUUGACGCCUUCAAUUUUAAUAGACCAGAGCUAAUGAUUCGAUUAUUAGGAACCCCAGAUCAGGACAAAUCUUCAUUAUAUGGUAACAGAGAACUUCCGGACCUCGAAUAUUGUGUUUCCUAUACUGGUAAAGGUGGUAUAAUCAUUUUACCUCAACCUUUGAGGAGAAGACUAGUCCAGUUAGUAGAUGAUAUUGGUGCCUGGAUUGUAAGUGACUAUGAAGGUACAGAUAUAAUUGAAAGCACGAAUCAGCCAUAUGUCUUACCAAAGCAGUUGAAACCUAAGUUCUACUCUGACAAUGCCUUGUGGCCACCAUCUUUCACUUACAGUUCAGUGCGCCUUGCAUACACACGUAGAUCAAAAAAUAGAGUACAACAAAGUACAGUAGGUAAUGAUGACUCUUUUUUUGAGAGUGUAAUUGUUUCAAAUGGAGAUAUCAGGACUGUAAGAGAAUUAUUAGAACUUGUACGGCAAGACAAGUCAAGUCAGCCGAGAAGAUUUAAUGUCAUACUUUUAAAGGGAAGUGGUGGCUUGGCAGACAUAUUAGCCAGUGCUCAGGAUGAGAAAUGGAGCUGUAAUGAUGUAAACAAUGAAUUAAAGAAAUUAGAAGAAUCAGAGGAAGAAAGCUUUGAAGAUAGUGAUGAUGAAAACUUCAACUCAAGGGAGCAGGUGAAACAACACUCUAAUGCUGGUUCUGUCAUUAAAAAUGUGAUUUUGUCUGAGCAAGAUUAUAAGACUUUGUGUGCCAUUACAUCUGUUUUUGAGCCAGACUUGACCCUAGCUGACUAUGGACUGGGAAGAACAAUUUUAUUGUCUAUAUUAAAAGUUUACCCAGAGAAAAAAUGGAAACUGUUAAAACUGUGUGUUCAACUGGGAUGCUUUGAUGUGGCUAAGAAAUAUGUUUUGCAAGAUAAGACGUCAAGAAAUCUAAGUCUUCCUGUAGUUCAGUCUGCUUUCAUACUCAAUAGGAUCAACUUUAUUGAAUAUUUCAUUAGAAUAGGAACAUUUGAAGUCAUGCAGGAAGAUGAAAGCGUCAUGUCCAGUAUUGUUACAGACUCGAGAGCAAUGAGUUUCAGUGACAACACUCUGUGGAAAGCUAAAGAUUGGUAUAAAACUGAUUUCUUUGGUGUGUAUGACCAUCUGUUUAGACAGUGUUUAAUGAGUAAUAAAAUAGAGCUUUCUAAACUAUUUUGGCUGAGAACAAAAAAUCCACUUGGUACUUUAUUAUUGGCUGCUGCUUUUUUGAAGAGAAAGGCCAAGGUAGAAAAAAACCAUAUUGUCAAAAGUGGCUACAAGGAAGCAGUUCAGCAGUAUCAAAACCUGGCAGCCACAUUCGUAGAUGCUUGUUAUGACAGAGACCAGGAGAUGACUUUAAAAAUGAUCACCAGAAAAAUGAAACAGUUUAAAGAUCAGUCUUGUAUAGACAUGGCCUUGUCCUCGGAGAAUAUGGACUUUUUGGUACAGCCUGCAUGUGUAACACUUCAAAGACGAGUCUGGCGAUGGGGGAAUCUCUGGGACUUCCACACAGAAAAUCCAGAACCUGAGAAGCUUCUUUGGAGGAAACAAAGUAAAAGUGCAAGUAAAACUGAUGAUACAACAUUGCCAAAUAAAGUGAAUAGUACUGUGAUUGAUGAGCCAGAAAAAGAAAUUAAAAAGAAAUAUGAACAAGAAAGCAUCAGAACAGCUCUAAAGUGCUACUACCUUCUACUGUGUGUUCCUAUGACGAUGUUUGCAUUAAAUGGAAUAGGACUUCUCAUUUUUAUUUACUUUUUUGGCUUGACAUUACUUGGAAGAUUUGAGCAGCACAAAUUUCAUUGGCUAGAUGCUUAUCUUGUGUCUUUUGUUACUGUGAUUAUUGCUGAAGAAAUUUAUGAGUUUGUCCUGGCAGUUAAAGAAAAGAAAAAGUUGGCCUAUAUAGUUAGUGGAUGGAAUAUUGUGGAUCUAAGUUCCGUCACAUUGUUUGUCAUUGGAACUGGACUACGUCUGGGGGCUUUUUACAGCUCAGACAUCACCUUAUAUAACCUGGCAAGCAUUGCAUACAGCCUUGACUUUAUUAUGUUCACACUCAGACUGUUACACAACUGCUACAGUAAUCCUGUCUUGGGACCUACCUGUGCAAUGAUUAUCAAGACAGUUGGUAUUCUGACCAGAUUUCUGUACAUCCUGGCUAUUUUUUGGGCCAGUUAUGCUAUUGCCAGUGAAGCUGUACUCUACCCCAACAGUGUUCUCAGCUACCUCACAUUUUUUCAGUUGUUUCGCAAGGCUUAUUGGCAGAUGUUUGGUGAAUUGUUCCUUAAUGAAAUAGAUGCAGGAAGACCUGAAGAUACUAACUCAAUGCAAUGCACAAAUGACGCAUCUUUGUAUGGUACUUAUGAACUACUCCGAUGCCCCACAUCCUUGGGACGAUACUAUGUCCCGAUCCUGCUGGGUGCUUAUGUCAUGUUUACAAAUGUUUUGUUGACAAGUCUUAUCACAGCCUCAUUUACAAAGUCCAUCGAAAAAAUCCAACAGAAAGCUACAAAGCUGUGGAGGUUUCAAUUUUUUCUACUGACUCGAGAUUUCUCAAGAGUUCUUUUUUUACCUUUACCCUUCACUUUGAUCUCCGUCUUGGCUUAUGUUACUAAUGAUGAUCCCAGAGAUGUGGAUGGAUUUUCUGUGACAGAUACUAAAAGCUCACAUUUGGACAAGAUCUCCUCCUGCAUUAAGCAUCAUAAAAACAUUUUGAUGGAAGUGAUGGGUCUAAAUUUGAAAGAAACAGACAGUGUCACUGAUGAAAUUAAAUAUAUAUUGCAGUAUUAUUUUAAGCACUUUAAUCUCUUUGUCAUUAAAAGACAUAAAACUCCAACAUUUCAUGAUGAAAUUGGAGACAUUUUGAUGUCAAUAAAGGAUAUUGUCAAUGAAGUAAAAAAGAAAGAGAUUCGAACUGCUCUAAUACAUAAUAUAAUUACAUAUUCAUCAGAAGUAUGUCAACCAGAAAUAUUAAUUAGAAUUAAAAAGUUGGAUGAAAUUCAAGAAAUAUUUUUAAAUCUAUUUAAAACACAGCAGACUGGAAGGAUAAAAAAAAAGAAACUUACAAAAGAAACAGAACAAAUGUUUCAUAAUGUACAGUUUGAGCUUUACAAGAAACGUUGUGAUUGCAGAAUUCUUACCAGCUCUACACAAAACAUUCUGCAAGGUGUGAAAAGUUUAAUUGAAUCACUGGAACCUGGCAAACUAACUCUUGUUUCUGAAGUUUAUGAAGUAAAGAAAUCUUUUGCUGACUUUGAAACAUUUCUAAAGGAAGAAACUUUAGUUCAUGAGAUGGAAACAUUGGUAUUGGAUUUGAUUACUGUUAUAAAAAAAGAAAGUGUGUCUAUAGAUAAUCUAUGUAGGAAGGCAAAGGAGCUAGAGAAACUAGUCAAAGAAGGAAGUUGGUUUGAACCCAAAGAAAUAAAAAGAGGUAAAAUUGAGCCUGUAAGCUUGAAAGGAAGAACAUUCUCAGAAACUAAUUUGCUUGAUAAAAAGCUGAAAGCUUUGCGUGGAAUCAAACGUAGAUUAAAUGAUAUUGUCAGUUUUCAGCCUGGUUUUCAAUUUGAUUAUCUUAGUGUUGGCAAGAGUGCACAAAUGAAUGAUGAAUGGAAGGACAAAGUCCAAGGCCUUAGGAUUGCCUUGAAAGACUAUCAACAUGUCUACAUAGAUGAGGAUACCUUACAGAUGCUCCAUGAGCUAGAGUACAUUGUGCUUGAAGAGAACAUCAAAGCCAGCAACACAGACAACACUGUCAUCAUAAGAGACUUGGAACAGUUUGUCAUACAAAGCUGCAUUGAACCAAGCAUGCAGGCAGAAUGGAAAGAGAAAGAAACUCCGGAAAGGAGUGAAGCUUACAAAGAAGAUUCAAAAGAUGUAGUUGAUGUUUCUAACGAAAGCGAUGACAGAACUAACGAUAAAAACAAGGAUAUAAGGAAACUUAGUGAGAACCAAAUCAGUGAUGGUCAAGUCAGUGUUGAAACUGAGGACUUGCUGGGUGAAGAAAUCAGAUUUUAUUGGAUUCCUAUGUACAAAGUAUCUAAAGCCCAAGAUGCAGAUAAAUUACCACAUUCAGCACCUACAGAAAGGGAGCUGAAGCAUAUCAAGUUUAAUUACAAAGACAAGAAGCACAACAUUGACAGGAGGAGCUACCUUGGAAGGUAUGACCUGGAUGAGUACAAGCAACCCAUAAAUCCACUAUGGUCAGACAUUCAACCAGAAAACAUAGAACAUGAUGAGCCCUUAGAGCUGCUUUAUUGGGGCCCUAACCACUUUGGAGUUCCAAUCAUUACAAGACUUAAACGUAUUAAAAAUGAGAUUGUAAGUAAAGACAACAAAUUGGUCAUAGAGUUUCUUGUGGAGAAAGUAGAUACAAAGCAUCCAAAGUCUUUUAACUUUCAGUUGCUAAAGGUCCGAUGUUCUCCUGAUACAGAUCCAUUUAUGGAAUUCAUCAAUAGUUUAAAAAAGCAUGUCCCUGGUAUUCCUAGCAAGGAUGCUCAAAAGGAUUUCAUACGUAAAAAGAGUAAUGCUGUCAAGGAAAGAAGAAAAACACUUGAUACUGAAAAGCCUGUUGAACAUGUUCAGUCAACUUGGAAACGGAAAAUGAAUAAUGCUUUAGUGAAAAUAUUGAGACGGCAAAAGAAAAGGAAACUGAUAACACAAGAUAAUAUUCACAUGAAAGCAUAUCAAAAACUCAAAACCAUGUACAUUGGCCCAGUGAAGGAUGAGAGAUACAUGACUGAACACAAGUGGAUGGAGAUUCGUGCCAUAAACUACCACAAUCCAAACACUAAAUAUCAGGAGAAAAUAGACCAACACUUGGAUACUUAUGAGUGGAUUGACUAUGAGAAAUACAAGCAAGUGGACAAUAUCAUUCCUGAAGAUGUAUUUACCAAUGUGUGUAGUCAUUGGGGGGCUUAUGUAGAGAGACGACCACCCACAGCAAGAAAUAGAUCUACUGGACUACCGCUUUAGAUCUCCUUUAAUAUCACUACCUUCCAUCAUUUAGUCCUUAUUAGAAAAUGAUCAUUUUUUUAUUUACAAUUUAUAUAAUUUUAGUAUUUGAAUUUUAGAAUAAUUUAAAGAAAUUUUUGAAGUUCUAACAAUUUUGUUACCAAAAAAAACUGUUAUACAAAUUCAUAAUUAUUACUCAUUUAUAAAAAUUACCAAUUCAUUCUAAACAGAUGUUUAUCUAAUGAAAGCCUUCUAUGUUGCUCAUGGCUUAAUAUGUUAUCGAAACAUUGUUAUUGUAAAAUGGAAAUAUUUUAUUUAGAAUUAUUUUUAGAUGCUUUUCAAUUACUGAGUAGAUUAAAUACUUAAGCUGUUUAAAGUUGAGAACUAUUCACUGCACACUGAGCUGUGAUUACAUUACUGUUGACACAUAUGAGCUCUGCACCAGAUUAAACAUUCCCGUCAGACGUCUGUGACUUUCAUUUGCAUCUGCAGCACAUGAACUGUUGUGUUGAAAUUCUGUGAUACAUAUCUGUUCAAUAUUUAAUUUUAUACUGUCAAUGUGUUUGCACUAUUUUUACUGUUUACAUUUCUGUUUUUGUAUUGUAUUUUUCAAACCUUUAAAAAAGUAUUUAUCUCUGUUUAUGUAUGUAUUUUUUUUUUAUUGACAAGAAUUUAGAUUUUGUACUUCCGUGUGAAGAGAAUAUAGAAAUGUUAUCCCAUUAGCUCCUUCUGCAGUCUGGAACAUUUUCUCGUUUUUGUUCUAAACCCUUGUAGAAGGUUUCUAAAAUUCUCUUUUCAAUAUACUUGCUUUAAACUUUUUAAAUAAAAGAUUUCUUCUAGUCUUGUUGCAUUUGUGAUUACAAAUCAUUGUUGAGAUUACCAAUUCUAUUUUACUGGAAGAUCUUAAUAAUUUUUCAAACCAACAGGCCAAUAGCCCCAGUGUAUAAGCUCCCACCUGGGAAAAUAAGUAUUUUUGAAGCUUUUUUUAUUUUCUAAAGGUAUUAUAAGUAUAUUUUAUUAAACUAGACAUAUCGUUUUAUU
This is a messenger RNA of Biomphalaria glabrata, 6121 nucleotides long. RefSeq lists its product as uncharacterized. Lineage: Eukaryota; Metazoa; Mollusca; Gastropoda; Planorbidae. Bases 155 to 5101 code for a protein of 1648 amino acids. The transcript has 36 exons. Gene Ontology annotation, biological process: calcium ion transmembrane transport. Gene Ontology annotation, molecular function: ligand-gated calcium channel activity. The record is from RefSeq and is a predicted model, not a curated record. Gene Ontology annotation, cellular component: membrane.